Leishmania mexicana MHOM/GT/2001/U1103 is the source of this 1212-nucleotide messenger RNA. RefSeq lists its product as hypothetical. The coding region runs from base 1 to 1212 and encodes 403 amino acids. The record is from RefSeq and is a predicted model, not a curated record. The transcript has a single exon. Lineage: Eukaryota; Euglenozoa; Kinetoplastea; Trypanosomatida; Trypanosomatidae.
AUGAAGCCGAAAGCUGCCCAGGUGCGGCAGCAGCAGUCGCUGAAUCGGCGCGUCAAGCUCGAGGAGAGUGCUGCGCGGGUGCAGCAGGACCUCCUUGCACGACAGACGGUCAUGCGCAACAUGGGCGGUGCACAGCAGAGGAACCCCAUGUACGGGUAUGCGGGUUACCCAGCACGCAACCGCGACCCCAACCGCGGUGUCAUUACGCAGGCCGAAUGGAGCGAGCUUGUGGAGCGGCAUGAAGACUCGGGCAAGUGUUUCCGCUACUUCUUUGGCGUUCUCAUUUUCGCUGCCAUCCUCCUCCUCACAAUCUCCAAGUACGACGAGGAGUACAACUUGGAGGUGCCGCAGCUGGAGUCUGGUAAGGGCUUUGGGGAGGUCCUAAACCCUGAACGCGCUGUGGACGCCAAGGAGCUGGAGAGCUACUACCACACACUCGGCGUCGAGGGUCGCCUUAACCUGACGCACAAGACGGCUUCACCUGCGACUGAUGCGUCUGAGGAGAACGGGCCGUUGAGGAAGGCUGCCGACGACCCCGACAAGGCGCGCCGUCGCGAGAACUACCAGGUGCGGCAGCAAAUCAAGCGGGCCUUUCAGGAUCACCAGGAGAAGUACGGCCAGCUAGUCCACUGCGGUCGCACGUGUGAGGCGCAGAACAAACAGGUGGAGCUUGCCUACCAAAAGCUGACGUCGCAGGUAGAUCGGGAGCUCUUCGGCGUGCUGCUGGACGCGAAGGACACCAAGUCUGUGCGGUCCACCACCCCUGCUCAACUCAAGAUGAAGUACGAGGAGAAGCGUCAGAAGAUCUUAGAGACGGAGGAGGACGAGGAGGACCGCAACAUGGCGCUUGAGGAGCUGAAGGACGCGUAUGAGAUCAUUGAGAACCCUGAUGCACGCAAGUACUACCUUCUCUAUGGCGCGAAGCCACCGGAGCAUAUGCGUCACGUUAGCGCCCGCCACGGUGGUUGGGGGCAGGAGAUGGCGCUGGGAACCUUCAAGUACCGCAUCAUCAUUAUGUGGUUGGAGUUCCUGCACCAGUACAUUGGUGUGUGGGGCGAGACCGCCGUUCUCGGAGGCGUCGUGCUUUUUAUGCUGUCGCGCCUACCUCAGGCGCUGAAGGACUCACAGCGGCUCCUGGACGAGCUGGACCUUCAGGACGAGCACGCCGAGGAGGAGAAGAGGGCGGCAGAGCAGGAAGUGCAGAGAGAGUAG